Messenger RNA from Lachnellula hyalina, 1629 nucleotides. It is a transcript of the gene TPN1, whose product is annotated as Vitamin B6 transporter. Lineage: Eukaryota; Fungi; Ascomycota; Leotiomycetes; Helotiales; Lachnaceae. Gene Ontology annotation, cellular component: fungal-type vacuole membrane; plasma membrane. The record is from RefSeq and is a predicted model, not a curated record. Gene Ontology annotation, biological process: transmembrane transport. The transcript is spliced from 3 exons. Gene Ontology annotation, molecular function: transmembrane transporter activity. The coding region runs from base 1 to 1629 and encodes 542 amino acids.
AUGUCCGACUUUGUGCAUGGUCCUCAGGCCGACGUGCGCCCCUCCCACGAUGCCAAGCGACGCUCACACGAUCUCGAAUCUGGAAGCCCCGAUCUAGAGCUCAAGGGCGAACAUGUUGCCUCUGAUUCUGUCCAGGCCGAUGAGAACGACGAGGUGAUCCGGGCUCGUGAGCUCCAGCAGAAGACGGGAAUCUUGCGGAAAUUGCGCGCUGGUGAAGAAUGGCUGGAUGAGAAGAUGGGUAUUGAAACCCAGGGUGUGGAUCGAAUUCACGAGGAGGAUAAGAAACCUCCGUCUAUCAUCAAUGUCUUUUUUAUGUGGUGGUCCGUUACUUGCCAUGUGGGAACUCUUCCUAUCGGUGUCCUGGGUCCGGAAUUCGGCUUGUCGCUCAACCAAUCAAUUGCUGGUAUUGUGGUUGGUACGGUUCUCGGUGCUAUCUGCACGGCUUACUGUGGUACUCUUGGUCCUAAACUCGGUCUUCGUGCAAUUGCUACCUCGAGGUACUCUUUCGGAUUCUACGGUGCAAAACUCUGUUCGGUUCUCAAUGUGAUUAUUGGUGGCGGUUUCGCCGUCGUCAAUGUGGUUGUCGUGGGCCAGAUUCUCGCUGCCGUUUCCAACUACACCAUGUCAAUUGCGGUAGGCUGUGUUAUCAUUGCCAUAAUCGGCUAUGUAAUUUCGAUCUUUGGCUUCGCUAUCAUCCAUACCUACGAAAAAUACUCCUGGAUCGUGGCUUUCAUCCUGCUGUGCGUCUUGAUUGGGGAAGUAGGAGACAAGGUCGAUGCCAGCAUCCCAGCAGAGGACACGGGUCUAUCGUACUCUGGUUCGAUGCUGAGUUUCAUCGCCCUCUGCUUCUCGUCCUCUUCCGGAUGGUGCUCCAUCGCCGCAGACUACUACUGCAACUACCCCGCCAACACCAAGUCAUGGAAGAUAUUUUUCCUCACCGUCUUUGGCAUUUCCAUCCCCACAAUCUUCGUAACCGUCAUCGGUGCCUGCCUCGGAAACGUAGCACUUAGCGGCGCGGAAGCAAACCCAGGUCUAGCUCUCGCAUACGAGGAUCAUCAACUCGGGGGUCUUCUCCGCGAAUGUUUCCACCCCAUGGGAUUCUCCAAGUUCUGUCUCGUGCUCCUCGUCUUCUCCGUGCUGGGAAACAACGUCGCAGUAAAUUACUCCUCCGGCCUCUCCCUCCAACUCCUCGGCCACUACUUCCAUGCCGUACCCCGUUUCAUCUGGUCCUUUAUCAACGCACUCGUCAUUGCCGUGUUGGCUAUUGCCGGCCGCGAACAUCUAUCUACCAUCGUUAGCAACUUCGUCUCGUUGCUGGGAUACUGGACUAUCUCCUUCACCUUGAUCCUGCUUGUCGAGGACAAGUGGUUCCGUAGAGUCGAAGGCUAUAAUUUGAAUGUCUGGGAUGUACCGGGUGGGCUGCCGUGGGGUCUUGCGGCCGUUGUUGCGCUGUUGGCUGGGUAUCUCGCUGGUGGUGUGACGGGUAUGGCGCAGACAUGGUAUAUUGGUCCAAUCGCAGCCAAAUUCGGCGGUUUCGGAGGUGAUGUUGGUAUCUACUUAUCCGGAGUCAUCACUCUCGUCGUAUACCCACCAGCGCGUUGGUAUGAGCGGAAGCGCACUGGCAGAUGA